AUGAAGCGCAGACAGGAACUCUUGAAGGAGAAGUAUGAGGAAGUCGUGGCGAUGCUGAAGGCGCAGAAUAUAGAUAUGAAUAGUCUCCAACCGCUUUCUCGAGGAGGCAGCAGGGCCUUCCACGAGAAGGAAGACGCCAUCGCGACGCUGUCUAGAACGGUUCACGGCCUGAUGCUAAAACGCCGUAAGAUGCAGCGUGCGCACGAGCGGCAGGCGGCGGAGCUACAGAGCCACGUGAAAGCCUUGACACAAAGAAUAAGUGCUCUAACGCAACAGCAAGCCGUUCUCAAGAUGGAAGCCAACCAGCUCAGCCAGCAAAUACACGAGCAGGAAACCCGAUUUCCAGGAGAUCACAAAGCCGCUGCCUCGCCGCCUCGCGCCUCGUAUGCUCACGUGCUGCCGCGAGUGUAUUCUUCGCGGUCGGGCGCCAGCGCGAAAGGCUCUGCAUCUUCUGCCAAGUACAGAAAAGGCGAUGCAAUUUCGAGAAGUAAAAGCGUGUCGGAAAACAAAGCAGACACGACAGGCGACCGGACGGUGCGCUCUGGGCAAAGCGCUGCUCGGAGUUCUAACGAACCGGCCGCUGGCGGCAAUCGCCGCCGGUCGAGCGCAGCGGCUUCCACGAAAAAAUCCAAAACGCGUAGCAGAAGGAAGUCCUCGCGGCUAGGAGACUCUGUCUCAAGCUCUGGAGAAAUCAUAUCUCGCGACAACGACGCGGUUGUGGUAGCGGACGCGCCCGAUCGAGACUCCGAAACUGUCGAGGGGCUGAAGGCUUCAGUAGCUUCAGAAGACGAAGGACUUCCAGCCGGCUCAGGGGCCUCCGCCGAAGUCCCCCUUUCACCCGAGCAGCAAGGCGCCAAAAAUCAAAGUUUUCCUUCUCGCGAGGACGAACCCGACGAGACUCAGAACAGAGGAAACGGCACUCCCGCAACUGAUGGAAUCGAAGCUGGAACUGCGGCUGACCUUCAAUUGCUGGCUCGGCAGGCGGUCGAGCAAGCAGAACAGUCUGCCAUCUACAAGGCGCAGGAAGUCACGGCAGAGGAACUGCCUGAACAGUUGGCAGUUGCUGGCGUAAGCGGCGCAGGCGAGAUGGGUGCCGCUGCCCCUGAGGGAGAUUUUGAACCGCGCGGACCUUGA
Messenger RNA from Besnoitia besnoiti, 1134 nucleotides. RefSeq lists its product as uncharacterized. The coding region runs from base 1 to 1134 and encodes 377 amino acids. Lineage: Eukaryota; Apicomplexa; Conoidasida; Eucoccidiorida; Sarcocystidae. The record is from RefSeq and is a predicted model, not a curated record. The transcript has 4 exons.